AUGCCGAUGCCGGCGCCGGCGCAAGAAGCGGACGACGACUUCACCUUCCCCACGCCGCCGCCGCUUCUCGCCGCAGCCGCGUGCAGCUACGGCCACCACCGCCACAGCAACAGGGUGUCGCCGUCGCCGUCGCCCUCCUCCUCCCCGCUCCCCGCGUGGCUGCUCUCCUCGCCCAUCCGCCGCAGCUUCUCCGCCGCGGACUGCGCCGCGUCGCCGUGGCGCGCGGCGCGCGGCAGGUGCUGCUCCCCCGCCCUGAGCGACUAUGCCGCCGGGUUCUGUGACGGCGGGGACGAGGAGGAGGAGAUGAUGGACAGCCUCUGGGAGGACCUCAACGACGACGAGGCGCCGGGCGGGGAGAGGAAUGAUCUGCUCAUCGCCUCCCUCGACGUGUCGCGCCGGCGCUCAAUCGGAGGCCCGGGCCACCCCGUCGACGGGAGGAGGCCGACGGCCCCGGCGAAGGAGCGCGAGGCCGCGGCGGUGCUCGCGGCGUCGAGGAGCUCCCGACGGCGCUCCCCGGGGCUGGUGGUGAUGAUGCGCACGCUCAAGAAGAUAUUCGUCGCGCACAAGAGCAGGAGCAAAGUGCACAAGGUCGACGAGCAGAGCACCGCCUCUGCUUCUUCCCGCAAUUCCUUCAAGAAAUGA
Triticum turgidum subsp. durum (durum wheat) is the source of this 642-nucleotide messenger RNA. NCBI's taxonomy places the organism in Eukaryota, Viridiplantae, Streptophyta, Magnoliopsida, Poales, Poaceae. The record is from the annotation of a GenBank genome assembly.